Molecule: messenger RNA, 1161 nt
Organism: Trematomus bernacchii (emerald rockcod)
Lineage: Eukaryota; Metazoa; Chordata; Actinopteri; Perciformes; Nototheniidae
Product: lysozyme g-like
Exons: 5
Coding region: 185-736 (183 amino acids)
Biological process (GO): peptidoglycan catabolic process
Molecular function (GO): lysozyme activity
Source: RefSeq, a predicted model, not a curated record
UUUCACUUCCUGUGAGCUUGAAUAAAAGCUCAGAGGGAGCUCAGUGUACUUCACUCACUUUCCAAUUUCAAGGAAACCAUCAGAAGAGAUAACAAGCAAAAUAGGUUACGCCAGCGUAAAGGACGUUGAAACUGAAGGGGUUUCCAAGCGAACAUCUGAUCAGGACAAUCUUGGAUAUUCAAGUAUGCCGUCAUAUCAGACCUUGGCACAGCAUGAUAGUGGAAGAAUGGAAAAAUACAAGCCUAUGAUCAAGAGAGUGGGAGGUAGAUAUCAAAUUGAGCCAUCUCUCAUCGCUGCCAUCAUCUCCAGGGAGUCCGCGGCUGGAUAUACAUUAAAGAAUGGCUGGGGAGACGAUGGUAAAGCCUGGGGACUGAUGCAGGUUGAUGUGACUCCAAAUGGAGGCAAUCACACUCCACGUGGUGAUUGGGACAGUGAGGAGCACCUCAACCAAGCCACGGAAAUAUUGGUUUAUUUUAUCGGUCGGAUCAGUACGAAAUUUCCUACCUGGAGCAGAGCGCAAAAUCUGAGAGGUUGGUUUCACUGGAUCAGAAAUUCUCGUCACAAUUUUCUGCUGUGUUUCUCAUUUGUGUUUGUCUUUACAGGAGGGAUCGCCGCCUACAAUAUGGGUGAUGGAAAUGUCCAUUCCUAUGAUGGUGUGGAUGCCAACACGCAUGGUGGAGACUACUCCAAAGAUGUUCUUGCCAGAGCUCAGUGGUAUAAAAACAAUGGCUAUUAAACACUGAAGCUGCCAACUAAUAGAAAUUCUAUUUACUUGCAUCGUGUUAUUAAAAUCCAAAUGUGAUGAAAACUGCUUUACAAGAAAUACUGUAGGUUUAUUACAGAGAUGUUACAGGGGUCACAAACAUUCAUAUUUCAUAGUUUUCUUACUCCUAAAAGACUAUUAAAGAAAAUUCUAUUCAUGAUGCCAAAACUAGAAUUACAAUUGUUUGAUGGAGGAGGAAAUAAAGAAGAAGAGAAACCGUGAUUACAUUUUCAUUGAUUUUGAAUAUCAUAUAAACUCCAUUUAAGAUGAUUCAAAAUAAUGGUUUAAAAGCUAUUUAUUACAUUAAAAUCUGAAUGAAAAAGCAUGUUGCACAUCAAGUUAAAUCCUGAACAUAUGUAAUGUACCUGCACACUUAAAAAUAAAGCAUUAUAAUCAUA